This is a messenger RNA of Malania oleifera, 2534 nucleotides long. RefSeq lists its product as uncharacterized. The record is from RefSeq and is a predicted model, not a curated record. The coding region runs from base 133 to 1989 and encodes 618 amino acids. Gene Ontology annotation, biological process: mitotic spindle assembly checkpoint signaling; meiotic sister chromatid cohesion, centromeric. The transcript is spliced from 6 exons. NCBI's taxonomy places the organism in Eukaryota, Viridiplantae, Streptophyta, Magnoliopsida, Santalales, Ximeniaceae. Gene Ontology annotation, molecular function: protein kinase activity.
GGCGCCCAAAGCUAGAAGUAAAAAAAAAAAUAAAAAAAAAAUUCAAAUCAGGUUGGGGGCUCCAGCAGUUGAAGGCCACCACCAUCUCCCUCGACAAUCUCUGGUUCCAUUCCAAGGCUUCGAGGCUCAAUCAUGGCGACGAGCACCCUCCACAACGACCUCUUCUCUUCUCUCAUCUCCGACAUCAAAACCUACACUGGAACCGACCCCCUCCUCCCUUGGCUCCGUGGGAUUCGGAAGUUGAGGGAGUGCCUUCCCCCCCGGUUUCUCAAGGAGAAGCUCCCUCGGUUCCUCCAGAAAUGCGCUCAGACCUUCGAGGCCGAUCGACGCUACAGGAAUGACUUGCGCUACCUCCGCGUCUGGAUACAGUUGAUGGAUUUUGUGGAUGACCCAAUAACACUUUUGAGGACCAUGGAGAUGAAUCGCAUUGGGAUGAAGCGGUCUCUAUUUUACCAGGCAUAUGCUCUCUACUAUGAAAAGAUCAAGAAAUUCAAGGAGGCUGAGAAGAUGUACCAUCUGGGGGUGCAGAACCUUGCAGAGCCUGCUAAUGAGUUGCAGAAAUCAUAUGAGCAAUUCCUUCAUCGAAUGGAGCGGCUUAAAAACAAGAGAAUCCAGCGCCAGGAAGGUGGGAUUGCCAAGAGGCAUCUGUCUAGGAGCACCUCCCUUCAGAACCAUGACCAAAAUAAAGAAAACAAUGAUAAUACAUGCAGACUUGGGUGUAGGCCUGUGGAGACAUUUGCUGAGGAAACUGUGCUUGAUAAGCUACCUAAUCAUGAAAGUGCUGAGACUGAAGUAUUGGAAAAUAGCUCUGAUAAUGUGGUGCCAAUGAAGGAUUCCAAUAAUUUUGGUGCUUCAGCAAAUUUUUCCAACUUUGAAACAGCUAACAAGCCAUCUAUGAAGAGGGAAACUGGGGGGAAUGGACCCAACUUUCAUGUCAAGCAGCGAUAUGACACUGGAACAAGAUUAGAUGAACCAAGCUCAUUUUGCAAGGAUGAUUCAGUUGUGGUGAAGUUUGUAGAUACCGCAAUUGUUGGAAAAUCUGAGGCUGAAGAUGCCUGCCAUCAUGGUCUGGUGGAUCCUACUAUAAACAUGAAAGAGGCUAUGAAUGCCAUUAAUAGCAUGUUUCGAGAACCUCUAGAGCCUGCUCUGGUUGUUAGGAGAUCACACAGAAGCCAACCCAAGGAAAAUCAUUGUUUGAAAAAUGAAUUUGUGGUGUUUGUUGAUGAAGAAGUGGACAAAGGGGCAGGAACAUCAGUUCAAGAAGAAGAAAAACGAUGUUUGGUACCCCAGCACAAUAGAAUUGAAAUUUGUCAUCCUCACAAAGAACCAUUUGAAAUAUUCAUCGACAAUGAGGGAAGCAAUGAGGUUGCAGACAUAAAUGAUAAGAAAGAUGAUUUAGAGCACUGUGAGGUUCAGAAUUUAACAGGUUCUGCGUCGUCUGCUUCAUGUAUAAAUGCUUUUGUGUUUCCAACUCCCAAGGAUCAUUCACCAAAAUUUUCUGAUGAUUCAGAUGCAGAGAGUCCACCUCGGGGGCAACUCGGAGAAAAUACAGUUGUUUGUAAGUUUGUGGGUUCCACCAUAUCGGAUGAGCCAAUGGUGGAAAAUGCUUGCCACCAUGGCUUAAUAGACCCUACUGUCAACUUGAAGGAGGCUAUGGAUGAUAUAAAUAAUAUGUUUGGGAAGCCAAUAGAUUUUGUUAGGACCACCAGACUGAGGAAGAAGGAUAAAGCACCCGAUAGAAAGGCAGACUUUGGGGGGUUUUCAAUACUUCCUGAUGAUGACUUGGAACAGAUUGUUGCUCCAAAUGUCAAUACAGAUUGUCGUGGGUUUUCAAUACUUCCUGAUGAUGACUUGAAGUGCCAACAAAGUCAACCCCUAGCAAGCUCCUCUCACAAAUUAAAAGAACUCGAUUUGUUUGAGCCAACCAUAUUUACGAAGGAUGCCAUGGACGACAUUAAUGAGAUGUUCAGAAUGCCUUUGGACUUUUAGAGAAUAGAGAUAUGGUAACGCUGACUUUGGCUGCAGGAAUGGGCUCGGCCCCUGUCAACGACCAAGAUCCUAAGUGCUCACAGCUCUGGCAGUACACCAUUCCCUCCACCACCACAUCUGUUUUCAUGGGCGUCUCUUCAACAACGGUGGCAAUGGAAGGGAAGGCCAGGGAGAGAAGUAGGAGAAAUGGGAUGAUUAUGAGCUUGCUGGUUUCCAUCUUCUUGGAGGGGUAGUUUGUGCUUGGAGAUGUUAAGAAGAAGAUAGCUGAGCUACUUAGGUGGGGAAACCCUCAAAGUUCAUGGAAUUUAUAGUUUCUUUUUCACGAGAAAUUUAUGUGAGUUUUGAACUUCUUGAUUGAACGUGGGUGCUGCUAAGCUGUGUUGGUGGUUUGCAUUAUUGUAAUUCGGUGCUUACGAAAAGACCACCACUCCAGUUUUUUUUUUUAAAAGUGAUUUGAGUUUGUAAGUGCAACUUCUUUAAAAUAUGUGUGAGUAUUUUUAUUCAUAUUAUAUUGCAAUUAGAUUCUUGAUUUUGGUUGUUCUGAA